This is a messenger RNA of Selaginella moellendorffii, 1890 nucleotides long. RefSeq names its product multicopper oxidase LPR1 homolog 4-like. Gene Ontology annotation, molecular function: copper ion binding; oxidoreductase activity. NCBI's taxonomy places the organism in Eukaryota, Viridiplantae, Streptophyta, Lycopodiopsida, Selaginellales, Selaginellaceae. The record is from RefSeq and is a predicted model, not a curated record. The transcript is spliced from 3 exons. Bases 1 to 1890 code for a protein of 629 amino acids.
AUGUCGGUGGCGGCCAGCUUGAUCCUCCUCCUCUUCUUGUCCUCUCGAGUUUCUCCAUCAAAUUCUACUUCUUCGUCCUCGCCAAUUAACACUACUGCUGCUUCAUCGAUCACUCAAGCCCAAGAUCAAGCUCCAUGGCUGCACCGGGACGAUGAGUUUUGCCUCAAUCUCACAGCCUCCCCAGAUCUCGAGAAGUUCGUGGACGCGCUCCCAACAAUUCCGGUGAUCUCCCUGUUCAGGAACCCCAGGAUCACAAUCGGAGCCUACAAGAUCACCCAGAAACUCCACAGGGACCUCCCACCCACGACGCUCUACGCCUUUGGUACCAGCCAGUCAACGGCCACGUACCCCGGCCCAACGCUGGUCGCCCAGCAGGGUCAAACCGCGUGGGUUCGCUGGGAGAACCACAUCCCCGACGUGGAGCCCAUGCUGCCGUUGGAUCGGAGCCUAGACUGGGCGAAUCCACGGCUGGGCGGCGUGCCGCACGUUGUCCACAACCACGGUCAAGAGGACCCGCCCUGGUCGGACGGUCACCCCCAGGCGUGGUUCACCCCACUUGGGGAGCACGGCCCCAGUUACGUCACUCAGGACUACGUCUACCCGAACGAGCAGCUCCCCACCACGCUGUGGUACCACGACCAUACGUACGGGAUCACGCGGCUUAACAUCGCCGCGGGGCUCGUGGGGGUAUAUCUGGUGGAAUCUUCCGCGUUGACUCCUUCGUGGGUUCCUCGCGAGUACCAUACAUUGCUCAUCCAAGACAAGGCGUUCUUUGCGGAUGGAGGGAUUAAGUAUCCCAGCGUGGGGAUCAACCCUAGCGUCCACCCGGUGUGGUGCCCGGAUUACUUUGGCGAUGUGGUGCUAGUUAAUGGCAAGGCCUGGCCGUAUCUCAAUGUUUAUCCCAGGAUCUAUAGGUUCCGGCUCGUCAACGCUGCCAAUUCCAAGUUUUUCGUUCUCACGCUGAGCGACGAUUCCUUGCGUUUUAUCAAGAUUGGAUCCGACAGUACUUUCCUGCGAACUCCAAUCUCCCAAAGCACCAUGCGAAUCGCACCAGCCGAGCGCUGGGACUUUGUCAUUGACUUCUCCCGCGUUCGUCCCGGAGGCACGAUCGAGAUGCGCAACAUCGGCGCCACUCCAUUCCCAGCCGGACCCCCAGCAAACCAGAGCGUCAUGCUCUUCCGGGUCGUCCAUGAGCCCGAACGGAAGAACCCACCAGCCAGCAACUUCCCAGCUCCAAUCCCGGUGGAAAAUCUCUUGCAGAUGCCUCCAGCUCGCAUGAUCGAGGAGACCACUGGCUUGAAACUCACAGACUCGGAGUGGUACCGCCUCUACAAUCGCCCAUUUGUGACAAGCGCCCAGUUCGACUCGGGUAUGGGUCUCACCGGGCUUUUCCUCCAGGAUCACCUCCACUUUAACGAUCCGGCUACUGAGGUUAUGAAGCUCUACUCCGACGAAGUUUGGGUUUUCAUCAAUGUCCUCCAGACCAGCCAUCCAAUUCAUCUCCACCUCGUCAACUUUCUCAUAGUCGCUAGCCAAACUUUCAACGUUACAAGAUUUCUGGAGAACUCGUGUUCUUUCCACUUCGGCUACCCGGAUCCCAGGAGCUGCUACACGGCUCCACUCCAAGGGCCCGACCAGGAUCAACUCGGCCUCAAGGACACGGGCGUGAUCGCUGCUGGCACGGUUACGUGGUUUUACGUGACAGCAUCGCCAAACUAUGGCACCCGGUAUUCGUUUGAUCCCACCGCGUCUCCUCACUACAUUUGGCACUGCCACCUGUUGGAGCACGAAGACAAUGAGAUGAUGCGACCAUUUGUCAUGUCUGAUACUCGGGCUUUGAUGGUUAAUGCGUCGUUCCCUCCACUGGAUAUCAUGAGGCAGUAUGGCUAA